This is a messenger RNA of Gossypium raimondii (Peruvian cotton), 2453 nucleotides long. RefSeq names its product 3beta-hydroxysteroid-dehydrogenase/decarboxylase. The transcript has 12 exons. Gene Ontology annotation, molecular function: 3-beta-hydroxy-Delta5-steroid dehydrogenase (NAD+) activity. The record is from RefSeq and is a predicted model, not a curated record. The coding region runs from base 164 to 1897 and encodes 577 amino acids. NCBI's taxonomy places the organism in Eukaryota, Viridiplantae, Streptophyta, Magnoliopsida, Malvales, Malvaceae. Gene Ontology annotation, biological process: steroid biosynthetic process.
GCCAAACACCUCCUUAUCUCACAACGUCCACAAUCCCACCCUCCGCAGAAUAAUUGAAGAGAUUGAUGAUCCGGUUCUCAGAGGAGGAAAAGGAAAAGCAAAAGCAAAAGCAAAAGCAAAAGCAAAAAAGAAUACUGAAAAAAAAUCUAAAAAAGGAGAGAAAAUGGUUGUGACGACGACAGCGACGGCGAAUGACGUUGCGUAUGGAGAUGGAAGCGAGACGAGGACGUGCGUGGUGCUCGGGGGUCGAGGCUUCUUAGGGAGAUCGCUCGUCACUAGGUUGCUGCGACUCGGAGGCUGGAUCGUCCGUGUCGCCGAUUCAUCUUCUCACUCGCUGCAAGUCGAUCCUUCCUCCGCUUCCGAUUCUAUCCUCUUCGCUGCGCUUUCUUCCGGUCAAGCCUCUUUUUGCCAUGUUGACGUUCGCGAUACAUCUCAAAUCAUCAAAGUAACUGAAGGUGCAGAUGUUGUAUUUUACAUGGAAAGGACUGAUAUAGACACACAUGAUUUCUAUAAUUGCUACAUGAUUAUUGUUCAGGGUGCAAAAAAUGUCAUUAAUUCUUGCCAAGAAUGUAAAGUUAGACGACUCAUAUACAACAGUUCUGCAGACGUUGUUUUUGACGGUUCACAGGAUAUACUUAUUGGGGAUGAAUCCUUCUCUUGCCCAGGGAAAUUUCUGGAUGUGCUGAUUGAUCUUAAGUUUCAAGCGGAAGGACUAAUCAGGUUAGCUAACAAUAUUGAUGGUCUUGUAACAUGUGUACUUCGCCCUAGCAAUGCCUUUGGACCUGGUGACACAUGGUUUGUGCCUUUGCUAGUGAAUCUAGCCAAGUCUGGUUUGGGAAAGUUUAUUACAGGAAGUGGAGAAAAUAUGUCUGACUUUACCUAUGCGGAGAACGUUGCUCAUGCUCAUAUCUGUGCAGCAGAAACUCUAGAUUCUCGGAUAGUCUCUGUGGCUGGAAAGGCCUUUUUUAUCACGAAUCUCGAGCCUAUGAUGUUCUGGGAAUUUGUGUCUCUGAUACUUGAAGGCUUAGGGUAUCAAAGGCCAUUCAUAAAAAUUCCCACUUGGAUUGUUGCCUAUGUUCUCUCACUUCUUCAACGUAUACAUGAGGAAUCACACUUCAGAAUUGAUAAAUAUUCACCUCACUACAUUGUUCAAUUAGCUUCAUGUACCACAACUUUUGACUGCUCAGAGGCUCAAAAGCAUCUGGGAUAUUCACCCAUUAUCUACCUAGAAGAUGGUAUCAAGUCAACCAUUGAAUCAUUCUCUCGUUUAGCUAAAGACUCAUCUUUUAUGAGAGACAACAAUUUUAGAGAACAAUCAAAAGCAGUGAAGCUGCUAGGCAGUGGGAUAGUUGCAGAUGUCUUGCUGUGGCGGGAAAUAAAGAGAACACUUUUAUGCUUUCUUAUCUUGGCUUUGUUAUUUUACUGGUUCUUUCUGUGUGGAAGAACUUUUACUUCAUCAGUAGCCAAGCUUCUGCUGCUAGUUACAGUCACUCUUUACGGAUAUGGAAAUUUAUCAUCAAAGAUACAUGCUUUUGCCGUUAAAAGGAUAUCGUCGUCUUGUUUUGAAAUCACUGAAUCAACUGUGAAAAAUUCACUCAGAUCUGUAUCAUAUAUAUGGAAUAGAGGAAUUCGUCACAUCAAAUUGUUGGGAAAGGGGGAAGACUGGAGCAAGUUUUUCAAGGUUGCGGUUUUUCUUUAUUUCACCAAGUGGGUUCUAUCUUAUUCCUUGGCUGUGUUUGUUGGCAUUGCUAUGGUUUUCGCCUUCACUGCAUUCUUUGUCUAUGAACAAUAUGAACCAGUGAUUGAUGGAUUAGGGGAGGUCCUGUUCUAUGGUAUCAUGGAAUCAAAAGAAUUGCUAAGGAGGAACCUACGGACUCUGAUUGCUUCAUUUCUUUAAAACUGAAAUAGUUUGCAUCAACAAGAUGCUGUGGAUCAAGUUCUUGAUGCAUUUUAGUUUCCUUUACUGAUGGGACUAUCGUGGUUAGACUUGCUUCAAACUUUACAAAAAUGUUUUCCUGUCAAAGCUCCGGAUGCUUUUCUAUUGAGCAUUUUGGCAGUGAUGGUGGUGUUGGCGUGGAUCAGACCAGAGUCAUUGGCACUCUGAACCCCAUUUUUAAGAAAAAGAAGGCUGCCAAAGCAUUUGAAAGCUUGCCAUGCCCUGCAACGGUGAAGGUAAACUAUUUGUAUAGGAAGGAAAUUUAAAUUUGUAGCUGGAAGAAAAAAAAUCAUAUGGGUCAAAGUCAAUAUUUAUCAAAACAAAUUCCCAUCACUUAUUUAUAUAUAUAUAAAAUGAUCUACCACUUGUUGCAUAGAAUUAUAAUGCUUAAUCCAGUUUAAGUCUAAGUGGUACUGUAAAUUGAGUUACCUUUGUUCUUUUCUUUUUUCUUUUUGUAAUUAAUUUGAUUUCAAACCCAGAUUAAGUCUAAUUGGUACUGUAAUUCGAGUUGCCCUUC